UCCUCUCACCAGUACUGAUCAUCAUCUUCAUCUUCUUUGGAUGCUGUUCUUGUUCCAUGGGUGCAGUAAUUAACGUAGACGUGGGAGUGAUUUUGGACAUGGAAACCGACCAAGGAAAGAUGGGUCUUACCUGCAUUUCCAUGGCCAUGUCCGAUUUCUACGCUAAUAUUAAUAAUAAUUCUCAUUCAAAAUAUCACAAAACCAGAAUUUCCCUCCAUGUUAGAGACUCCAAAGGAACCGUUCUUGCUGCUUCUGCUGCAGCUUUGGACCUUUUAAAAAAUGUGGAAGUAGAAGCCAUCAUAGGGCCUCCAACCUCAAUGCAAGCUGACUUUGUCAUUAACAUGGGGGAAGAUGCUCACGUUCCGAUUGUUUCUUUUUCGGCUACAAGUACGUUUCUCUCUUCCCUUCGUAGCGAAUACUUUGUUCGUGCCACAUUGAAUGACUCGAGUCAAGUUGAUGCUAUUGCAUCUCUUAUUCAUUCAUUCGGGUGGCGAGAAGUCGUUCCCAUUUACGUGGACAAUGCAUUUGGAGCAGGUAUCUUGCCAUUUCUUGCCAAUGCCUUGCAAAAGGUUGAUGCUCGUAUUUCUCAUAGAAGUUUCAUUCAUCCUUUAGCUAGCGAUGACGAGAUAUUAGUUGAGCUUUAUAAGCUUAUGAUGAUGCAAACUAGGGUCUUUAUUGUACAUAUGGACCACAUGCUAGGCUUUAGAUUAUUUAACAAGGCCAAAGAGAUUGGGAUGAUGAAUGAAGGAUAUGUUUGGAUCACAACCAAUGGAAUAACAAAUACAUUAAGUAUAAUCAACCCUUCUAACUUAGUCGAGAUAGACUCAAUGCACGGUGUUCUUGGAAUAAAACCUCACAUUCCAAGAACAAGACGGCUAGAAGAUUUUAUAUCUCGAUGGAAGAGUGAAGCCCGAAAAAAUAACUUAGAUGAUAGAAAUCUAAAUACUAUUGGGUUAUGGGCGUAUGAUGCUGCAACUGCACUUGCUAUUGCAGUAGAAAAAUCUUAUAAAGAUAACUCAACCUUUAAGGAGAUUAGGGGAUUAAACUCAAGUGGUACGAAUGAUCUCGAGACUAUUGAAAUUUCUCAAAUGGGAAAAUUCAUUAAUCAAGAAUUAUCGAGAACUAAGUUUAAAGGCAUUAGUGGAGAUUUUCAUAUCAUGAAUGGGGAGCUACAAUCAUCCUCCUUCCAAAUUGUAAACUUUAUUGAUGAUCUUGGUGAAAGAGGUAUCGGAUUUUGGACACCAACAAAUGGGAUAUCGAAAGAUUUGAAAGAUAACCACCAAGUGAAUUCCAAUACCAAACUAAAAUCUGUCAUUUGGCCCGGCGAAGGUCGAUCGACUCCGAAGGGCUGGGGUAUUCCGUCGGGAGGAAAACCAUUGAAGGUUGGAGUGCCCGUGAAUGAAGGAUCUGGAGACUUUGUGAAAGUUACAAUAGAAAAUGAUACAAAUGUGACCAAGGUUACUGGCUAUUGUAUUGAUGUAUUUGAUGCUGUGAUGGCUAGAAUGCCAUAUUAUGUUUCUUACGAGUACCACCCUUUUAUGGGUAGCAAUGGGAUGGCCAUAGGUGACUACGAUGACUUGGUAUAUCAAGUUUUUCUUGGGAAUUUUGACGUUGUGGUUGGAGAUGUGACGAUAGUAGCAAAUAGAUCUUUGUACGUGGAUUUCACAUUACCAUACAUGGAGUCAGGGGUUUCGAUGAUCAUGCCCUACAAGGACAAGAAAACUAAAAACCCUUUGGCUUUCUUGAAGCCAUUAACAUGGGAUCUAUGGGUCACUAGUGGAUGUUUCUUCAUAUUCGUUGGAUUCGUGAUUUGGAUUCUUGAGCAUAGAUCUAAUGACGAUUUUGGGGGCUCUCGACUUCAUCAAGUCAGCACUAGCUUUUGGUUCUCCUUCUCUAUAAUGUUCCUUGCACAUAGUAAUAGAUUAAUUCCUCUCCUAACUUAUUUAUAUAUUCAUUUUCAGUUUAACUUAUUCUCAAUGACAUGCAUGGCAUGUGUAGGGGAACAGGUGGUUAGCAAUUUGGCUAGACUAGUGGUGAUCAUAUGGUGCUUUGUGGUUCUAAUUUUGACACAAAGUUACACGGCUAGCUUGACGUCGUUAUUGACGGUUCAACAACUCGUGCCAUCGGUUACAAACGUAAAUGAUCUUAUCCUUAAAGGAUAUAGUGUUGGAUAUCCUGAAGGAACAUUUCUUUUGAGGUUCCUUAAACAUAUGGGUUUUAAGGAUUCUCAACUUAAGACAUACAACUCGAUGGAAGAAUUGGAUGUCGAGUUCUCGAACAAAAGAAUUGUGGCUGCUUUUGACGAAAGCCCUUAUUUGAAGCAAUUUAUUGGGAAGUACUGCUCAAAGUAUACCAUGGAGUCUAUUUCUAGGACAGGAGGCUUUGGAUUUGCUUUCCCGAAAGGAUCACCAUUGGUAGCCGAUGUUUCAAUGGAGAUUUUAAAUGUAAUUGAAGGAGAUCAAAAGAUUGAGAAGCUGGAAAAGGCAAUGUUUAUGGGUGGAAAAAACUGUCCACAUGAUCAAGAUCCGAAGGUAGAUUCAAAUAGACUUAGUCUCGGGAGUUUUUGGGCAUUGUUUCUCAUUGUUGGCGUUGCUUCUUCCUUCGCUAUAAUUAUAUUCCUCGCCAUGUUAAUCUUCGAGCACAGACAUUUCUUGAUGCGAUACGAUCUCAAGUCUUGGCUCAAGAGAAUGAAAAACAAGGAAAAGAAAAAUCACAAAGACAAUAUGGAUCUUCACCAAAUUGAAGGCGAUCGUCAUGAUGAUAUUGGAGAUGUACAAGAACCUGUUGGUAAUGUAACAUUCACACCAUCCCCGGGUGCUCCCUUCAUUCCUAGCCGGUCUAGUAUUUCCGAAGAUAUGGACUUUGUCAUUGCGAGUGGAAGAGAACGCGAAGCUUAUUCAACCUUCGAGCCCGGGCCAAACUCGUUUGGUCAUGAAAUCCAAUUACAAGAGAUAAUGGAAGCUUUUGAUAGACAAGGCAUGCAUGAUAUUCAAGAACUUACCCUAAGGAUAUAUGAUCAAAGGCAACAAUAUUGAUUACAUUAUA
Messenger RNA from Impatiens glandulifera, 3045 nucleotides. RefSeq names its product glutamate receptor 2.7-like. The transcript has 4 exons. Bases 57 to 3035 code for a protein of 992 amino acids. The record is from RefSeq and is a predicted model, not a curated record. Gene Ontology annotation, molecular function: glutamate-gated receptor activity. Gene Ontology annotation, cellular component: plasma membrane. Lineage: Eukaryota; Viridiplantae; Streptophyta; Magnoliopsida; Ericales; Balsaminaceae.